Aspergillus mulundensis is the source of this 852-nucleotide messenger RNA. Its product is annotated as putative ZIP family zinc transporter. Lineage: Eukaryota; Fungi; Ascomycota; Eurotiomycetes; Eurotiales; Aspergillaceae. Gene Ontology annotation, cellular component: plasma membrane. Gene Ontology annotation, molecular function: zinc ion transmembrane transporter activity. Gene Ontology annotation, biological process: zinc ion transmembrane transport. The coding region runs from base 1 to 852 and encodes 283 amino acids. The transcript has a single exon. The record is from RefSeq and is a predicted model, not a curated record.
AUGCCUGGCUUCGUCGCGAUGAUCUCGGUCUUUGGUGUCGUCCUGGUAGAGAUGUUUUUUGCCAUGAAAGGCGCAGGCCAUGUCCAUGGAAGUGAAUAUGAUCAAUUGAUCAGUGAUGAGCAGGUUGAUGAGAUGAAUUACUCGCAGCUUGCACCAACGGACAACAUUCACCUCUCACCGAUGCUUGAGAACGUGGACUUAAGGAAUCUCAGCCCAGAGAGCUCUUCAACCAAUCUCGUCAAGGACGAUCCGGUUCCGCCCCUUAACGAGACGGGCGAGAAUCAAGCUCCUCGCGUCGAAAGGAAUUGCCGAUCAGUGUCUAAUGCGGAUCCUAAAAUGACUCUGCAGAAUCCUCAAAGACAGCUCUUGCAAUGCCUCCUCCUUGAAGCUGGUAUUCUCUUCCAUAGUGUUUUCAUUGGAAUGGCCGUCAGCGUUGCCACGGGUACGUCCUUCAUAGUUCUCCUAGUGGCAAUCUGCUUCCACCAAACAUUCGAGGGCUUCGCUCUGGGUGCUCGCAUUGCAUCGCUAAUCCCUGAUCUCUUUCCACCGUCGUCCAUGAAACCGUGGUUGAUGUCUCUUGCCUACGGAACCACAACCCCUAUUGGACAAGCGAUCGGCCUGAUUUUACAUAACUUCUACGACCCUGCCAGUGCCACUGGCCUUUUGAUGGUCGGGAUCACAAACGCAAUCAGCAGCGGAUUGUUACUUUUUGCCGGCUUGGUAGAGCUCUUGGCUGAGGAUUUCUUGAGCGAGGAAAGUUACGUGACUUUACGGGGCAAACGACGCUUUGAAGCCUGUAUAGCAGUUGCUGCUGGUGCGCUUUUGAUGGCAUUUGUUGGUGCAUUUGCUUAA